This is a messenger RNA of Macadamia integrifolia, 1998 nucleotides long. RefSeq names its product vicilin-like seed storage protein At2g28490. The transcript is spliced from 5 exons. The record is from RefSeq and is a predicted model, not a curated record. NCBI's taxonomy places the organism in Eukaryota, Viridiplantae, Streptophyta, Magnoliopsida, Proteales, Proteaceae. The coding region runs from base 11 to 1762 and encodes 583 amino acids.
UCCUGCAUGAAUGUUACGUGUCAGUUCUCAUUACCACUUCACCCCCACCUUCUUCUUCUUAAACACCCAAUCUCAGUGUCUCUCACUGUCCACACCACCAGAAGCAUUUUAUUUUGGUAAUAGAACCCAAAAAGCGAAGAGAAAGAUAGAAAGAGAGAGAGAGAACAUAAUGGCUACGAUCAAAUGCAGAGACAUUCUGUCACUGUUUCUGUUUGUGAUCUUCUUCUUCUCACUUCCCAUGGCAAUGGGAUAUUAUGAUGAAGAAGGAGAAGGAGAAGGAGAAGGAGAAGGAAGAGAAUGGGACAGGGGAGGUCAGGGAAGGAGAGAAGAGAGAGGGGACAGAAGGGAUAUGUUCUUGUUGCAUCGCUCGCAACGGAUUGUUAGUACAGAAGCAGGGGAGAUGACAGUUGUGAGAGGCUUAACAAUGAAGGGCAUGGAAAACCCAAUUCAUAUUGGCUUCAUCAACAUGGAACCAAAAACCCUUUUCAUCCCUCAGUACAUCGAUUCCAACUUGGUCCUCUUUGUUCGCAGGGGGGAAGUGAAGAUCGGGUGGAUCCACAAAGAUAGUUUGGUGGAUAAGCAAUUGAAUACAGGGGAUCUGUAUACAAUCCCAGCUGGUUCAUCAUUCUACAUGUUGAACACAGGCGAAGGCCAGAGACUCCAGAUUAUUUGCAGCAUCGAUACAUCCGAGAGCAUUGGACGAGGACCCUUCCAGUCGUUCUUCAUCGGUGGAGGAAGAGAUCCCCAACCCGUGCUCGCCGGGUUUGACCCCAAAAUCCUCUGUGCUGCAAUGAACAUCACUGAGAGCGAAUUGGACGAUUUCUUGACGAGACAGACCCAAGGACCUAUACUUUAUGUACCGGAUGCGCAAACGCCAGGCAAUUGGGCCUCCUUCAUGCAAUUGAAGCAACGGGAGAGGUUAGAAGCUAUGGAAAUAGAUGAAGACGACGAAAAGGUUACACAAGAAAAACGAGAAGAAGAACAGGGAACAUGGUCAUGGAGGAAGCUCUUGGGAUCUGUGAUAGGAAAGCAGCAGAACAAGGAAAAGGAAGGGAAAAGCACUGUAGGAUCACACCACCCUUACAACAUCUACGACAAGAGCCCUGAUUUCCAGAAUAGCUAUGGAUGGAGUCUCGCAGUGGACAAGCACGAUUACCAUCCUCUCAAACACUUCAACAUCGGCGUUUAUCUCGUCAAUCUCACUGCGGGAUCGAUGAUGGCGCCACAUGUGAACCCAACAGCGACAGAGUACGGGAUCGUGUUGAGUGGAGAAGGGUCUAUACAGGUGGUGUUCCCGAACGGAAGCUCGGCCAUGAACGCGAAGGUGCGUGAAGGGGACAUAUUCGUGGCACCCAGGUACUUUCCCUUCUGCCAAAUAGCUUCUCGUGAAGGGCCAAUGGAGUUCUUCGGGUUCACCACUUCAGCCAAGAGGAACCAUCCCCAGUUCCUGGUAGGUGCGAAUUCAAUUCUCCAGACAAUGAGGGGUCCUGAGCUGGCCACUGCAUUCGGUUUGAGCGAAAAGAGAUUCAACAAAUUGGUGGAUUCACAGCAUGAAUCCGUUAUUAUCCCAACCGUACCAGCGAUGCAACCGGAGGAGGAGGAACAGCAGCCGAAGGAAGAGGAGCAGCAGAAGCAGCAGGAAGAAGAGGAGGAGGUGCAGCAGGAGGAGGAGGAGAAGAAGGGUUAUCAUGAUGUAGUGAAAGGGCGACUAGGUUCGUUCAUGAGGAGCAUUGAGAACGAAAUGGUAAUGGGGUUUUAUUAGAUUAGGAGUUGGUGAAGACACUGUAAGCAAGAAAACUGUGUCUUCAUUCCAUCGUCUUCUACUCCGCCAUUGUAAAGGAAGGAGAGAGGGAGAGAGAUCCUCAGUGUUUUUUUCUUUUCUUCUUUUCUUUUUGGGUUUUUCCUUCCAAGUACUCUUUGUAGGUCUGUGUCUUCUUCCAGCCCGAUUCUCUGAGUCGUGAUUUUGACGAAUUUUGUUUUGGCUUCUGCUUUUGAAGA